Messenger RNA from Leptosia nina, 675 nucleotides. NCBI's taxonomy places the organism in Eukaryota, Metazoa, Arthropoda, Insecta, Lepidoptera, Pieridae. The record is from the annotation of a GenBank genome assembly.
AUGGCAGAAGAACUCAAACCAGUUAAUGCUGACGAUUUGAAACAAUUGAAGGAAAGAAUGAAGUUAAUAGCAGACGCAGAUCCGGCACAAUACCAUAAUGAAUAUUCACUAAAACGAUACUUAAGAGCAUUUAAAACAGUGGAUAAUGCUUUCCAGGCAAUAUUAAAGACAAAUAAAUGGAGAGCGGAAUAUGGUGUGACAGAACUUCAAGAAAAUACUGACAUCAUUGAAAAGUAUAAAAAUAAGGCAAGAGUUUUAAGACACAGGGACAUGAUUGGAAGACCUAUUAUCUACAUACCAGCGAAAAACCAUAGUUCUAGUGACAGGGACAUUGAUGAUCUGACAAAGUUCAUUGUGUACUGUCUGGAAGAUGCAAGUAAAAAAUGCUUUGAAGAAGUUGUAGAUAAUCUAUGUAUAGUAUUUGAUUUGAACAGUUUCACUCUUUCAUGUAUGGAUUAUCAAGUGCUGAAGAAUCUUAUAUGGCUUCUGAGUAGACAUUAUCCCGAGAGACUUGGGGUGUGUCUUAUCAUUAAUGCUCCAACAUUUUUCUCUGGUUGCUGGGCUGUUAUUAAAGGAUGGCUUGAUGAAAAUACAGCUGGAAAAGUGACUUUUGUUAACUCUGAAAUGGAUUUAUGCCAAUAUCUGAUACCAGAUAUCUUACCCACUGAUAUGUAA